Molecule: messenger RNA, 2641 nt
Organism: Liolophura sinensis
Lineage: Eukaryota; Metazoa; Mollusca; Polyplacophora; Chitonida; Chitonidae
Product: leucine-rich repeat-containing protein 61-like
Exons: 8
Coding region: 105-833 (242 amino acids)
Biological process (GO): outer dynein arm assembly
Cellular component (GO): cytoplasm
Molecular function (GO): protein binding
Source: RefSeq, a predicted model, not a curated record
ACGACACUUUGUGGCGAACCAAUUUACGGCUCACGUUGAUAGCGACGCGGAAUCUGUAAACAAUUUCUGCACUUUACAGAUCUUUCAGAACGACUGAAAGAAAAAUGUCUUUAAGUUCAGAUAGGAGGGUGACCCGAAUGAUGUUGAAAGCAAGGAGUGGAGAAUUUGAUGUAGAGAGUAUACAUUCCUUGAGCCUCAGAGACAUGGGUUUGUCUGAGUUGGGCUGUAUUGGGGAGUGCUCUAGCCUGGAGAGACUGGAUCUGUCAGGGAAUGAGCUAUGUCAGCUCUAUGCUCUGGCCAGCCUGGUCAACUUGUCUUCACUCAACCUCACAUCCAACAGAAUCUCUAGUCUGGAAGGUUUACAGGCCCUGGACAGUUUGCAGAUUCUGAAUGUGUCUGGUAAUAACAUCAGAAGUGUGGAUGGUUUACGAUAUGUGAGUGGUCUGGAGAAGCUAAGGGAGCUACGGCUAAAAGACAGUCUCAAAGGCCUUACUAACCCGAUCUGCUCACAACCUUUGUACAAGUCAGAGGUCAAGGCCAUGUUCCCAGAUCUACUCUCACUUGAUGGAGAGAGAUUACAUGGGAAAGGGAGUGAACUGUUCCAGAUGUGUGAUGAAAUUGAUCAGGCUAUUAAAGCAAAUGCUCAGAGUAAAGACAGUGGUGCAGUGCCAGUAGCCACAGACUGGACACCUGAAGGCUUCUGGGAGCCCAGAUCCACACAGUUUGACCAGUCCAGUCUUCAUGAUGCGGAACAACAGUUAGAGAUUCUGCUCAAGUCAUGUAAACACCUAAGUGAGCAGGCAGCUCUGUCUAUACAACAUGCUACUUCCUGACAAUCAUCCAGGGGAGGUAACUGAGGGCGUGGUGCUGUCAUCAUCAAUGAAGAUGUGUGGAAGGAGGAUACAGCAGCCAUUGGAUUAUUCUUGAUAGUAUGAUAUUGACUUCUGUGAUAUUUAAUCAAUUGGAAUUUCAAAGGAAAUGUUUACCCCAGUCUAUGUACUGCAAUGAGGACAUCAACACCUGAGUGCCUCACAGGGUAAAGUAUCUGCCUCAUCAACACCUGAGUGCCUCACAGGGUAAAGUAUUUGCCUCAUCAACACCUGAGUGCCUCACAGGGUAAAAUAUCUGCCUCAUGAGGACAUCAACACCUGGGUGCCUCACAGGGUAAAGUAUCUGCCUCAUGAGGACGUCAACACCUGAGUGGGAUGCCCAGACUUUUCUCCGUACUUAAGAAAGACUGUAAAAUUGACAGUCAUAAUGUGGUAUACCGAAUACUGGUUGAUCCUGUGUCAGUGCACUGUAACUGGGAGAGGUGUCAUGUCUGGUGUCAUUAACAUGGCAUACCAGUGAGGCAGCAUCAACAGCUUGUAACAAUUGGAACCAACUAGCUAAAGGAAAACUAUCAUGAUAUGAUUGAAGCUAUGUAGAAGCAUUGGUGAGAGGUUCCUGGGUCAUAACGCUGGGCUAGCAUGCUAACCAACUGAGCCACAGAGGCGCCCCAUCUAUUUGAAUGAAUGAUUAUGGCUUAAUGCCACAUCAGCAAUAUCUGAGCCAUAUCGUGGCGCCCCAUGUAUUAGAAGAAUAAAGUAUUUGGGUUCAGGCAAUGUGAAAAAGUAAAUUAAAGUGAAGGACAGCAAAUGACUGAUGUUUAUGUCCACUGAAAGAUUAACAUUCAAAGUAUCAAACAGGCAUUACAUUUUUUUUUUUAGAUUUUUUCAACCCAGUCAAAGUAAAGUGAAACUUUGUCACAACUUCAGCAUGCCUCCAUUAUCGAGGGCAUGGUGACAUCAUGUUUACUCUAGGUGUCUAACAUUGAAGGUAUUUCCCAAACAAUAGUUUAAGCAGUAGCCUGUGGCAGAUAAAAUUUGUGGACUUUGGCUUCGGCAAUUUAGGCCCAAAUGAUAAAUAGCUUUCUCGGAAAUUGGACAUACUACGUAUAAGAAUAUUUCUUCCACUGCUUGAACUGUUGAUGCAGUAGGCGUACUAUAUCAUUCACAUGGAAUUCCAGGGACCCUGUUGUAAUAACCUUCAGAUGCAUGGCUGGGGUACUCCUGGUUCUGGCCGUAACCUGCAGAGAGGUUUGCUGGUGAUUAACAUUUUGAACCCUAUUUAAAUGUUACAAAAUUACAAAAAGAUUGCUGUACCACUACAUUCAUGCUCAAUUCUGAAACAAAUAGAAAUAAUUCUAAGCACCAGUGGGGCUGCAUGACGUAGGCAAUCGUCUGUCACUGGAUUUUAUGUUUCAGUUUUGUGGCAGUGGCUUUUAAGAUGGGAGCAGUGCUGACGGUGGCUUUUAAGAUGGGAGCAGUGCUGACCCUAUCGCGGAUGUCAGAGAAGGCACCUCAGCUUGAACAGGGUGUUUCAAUAAUUUACUGUAUUUUAUAAAAGAAAACAGAAAAAACAUCCCUUGUAUGCAAGAAGUAAAAUUUAAGUUUUUCAGUUUUAAUAAAUUCAGAGAAAACAAAUUAUAUCAUAAGAGUUAAUAAAUUGUAAGCGUUGUUCAGCGAGAUGCCGUUUUCUAUUCCACAAACCUUUGGCAUCCCUGAUGAGUUUAGCAGUGGCUCUGAUAUUUGUUAUCCAGAAACUGCUGACUAAACACAAAAAUGAAGGACAAAAAAUGUAUUUGAACAGAGUGACUGAG